GAACCGGCUUUGUUUACGAACGGGACCAAUCCAAUUGCUCGUCAUCGCACGCAACGAUUCUAUUGUGUUCUGUUGUUGGUUCUGUGCGUAGAAAUACCAUUGAUAGUUGAUAAACAGGUGUGAACAACAAACGAAACAGACUCAAGUGCGUUGUCCGACCAAGUGCCGUCCGCUUUUCCUCAGCACAGCCUCAGCACGGUCCGUAGCCAAAGUUGUGCAAGGCUCUGUCACAGCAAGGAAACCACAAACGCUGAUGCAAUUCAUAGCGUUCGUUCUGGAAGAAUCCGGUUCGCGUGGUUUGUGGGCAUUGUGGGAAAGUUUUGCGCUAUCAGUGUUUGGUGCGUAAGAUUAGCGUUCUACGACAAUAGGACGGGUUAGGGGCUGAAAAUCGCAACGUUUUCCCGAUACGCUACAAGCCAGGCAGGCGCCAGUACUAGACAUGUGCGUAUAAACGCGCUUGCCGUAGUGAUGUGCUGUAUGCGGCGUAAAGUUGUGUGAGAGAUGGGUCGUAUGAUAAUUACGAUUUCACCAUACGACGGCUCCCCCUGUUCGGUGGACGGGACACUGCACGGUUGUAUUUUCUUUUAAUCUUUGUUGCCAAAUAAAAGACAACCGUCCGAUAGUGCCGAUCUGAUCUGCGGGAUAUAUGAACAUUCGUCCGCGAGCCAUAGCCCGCCAGAGACUCGCGCAACAUUUUCGCCCUCGGCAUCGCAAUUACGUACUCGUCGGUCUCGCGUACUACACAGCUGAAUUACUCACGCAAACGACAGAAAGAUCAAACGCGUAGGGCCCCAUCGCCCGUGUUGUGAGUGUGUGUUGAACAGUGGUGCAGCGAAAAGUUUCAACCGACGACUCUGGUGUGUAUAUUUUCCUUUCUUUCGAAUGGCUGCUGUUUGUGCGAAUCAUACAUCGCCAAAUCGCAUCGCAGUAACCACGGCAGUCUGAACGGUCCAACACACCUGGAAGGAAGUGGAUGUGUGUCGUCGGCGUCGUCGUCGCCAAGUAGUGGUCAUUUUCCUGUGUGGUUUCGGAUGUUUUGUGCGAAAGUGCUGCUAAGGUAUGGUGCAAGGUGCAUAAUUAAACUCGCCUGAUAAAGAGAGCAACCGUAAAACGCCGUCCGACAGACUGUGUACGGGUGUGUGGCAUCGCGAAGUUGGUGGUGUGAAUCAUACACAUCAGCCACACGUACACGGUUGUGUGUAUGUUCCGGUGGGCUACGACAUACGCGGAACAAAAGUGUGUUGCCUGCUCGUAAAGAGCGAAUUCAUUAACCGGUUCGCUUGCUGAUGUAAAGCGACGAACCUCGCUGGUUGGCCUGGUGGCAAAAGGCAGAUGAGAUUCGGUGCGUUAUACCGUGGUGUGCGUGGUGCGUGUGGUGCUUCUUCGUUGUGCGUAGCGAAAGCCGUUUUCGGCCGUGAGUUGUUGACACACAAAUUAGGCAAAAACUAUCAUCUGGAGAUCACGAACCUACAAAGAUAAAAAGCCCAUUAGACAAACACACACACAAACACACGGACAAGGCAGGCAAGCAAGAGGCCGACUCAUCUUGGCCAAGUAAAAAAUACAGCGAAGGUGCCUUUGAUUGUUUCGCGGUGUUCGAUGUAUGUGGUAGCAAGACGCGUCUUGCCAACAUCACCACCAUUAUUGCUGACCGGCAAUAGCAAUAUUAGCCGCUAUGCUCUCGACGAAGAAGCUGUUUACCGAGCACUUGCUGACGCUCGUGCUCACGCUCAGCCUGCUGCGAAUCGACCCGGAAAACUACCUCGAUCUGCAAUGGGGCGGCCGGAUGGCGCGCGUAGGAGACGCGGGUGGCUGGCAGCUGGAGCUGUUGGCCGCCGGUCCGGACUAUUCCAACCAGUCGUACGUGAACCGUAAGUUUUUGCCGCCCAUCAUCGAGAAUCUGUCACGGUUCGAGCAGCCCUUCAUCGAGCAGAACCAUCGCGGGCUGCAGACGUACCUGCUGAACGUACUCGAUGCCAACGAUGAUGGCACGUCUGCCGGCACGAUCGCCGAAGAGCGGCCAUCCUCGCCCGUGCCUUCGGUCGCUUCCGGUGGUGGUGGUGUUGGUGGGGCUGGCGGUAGCGUGCUGCCGGUGGCCGCACACAACGCUACCAUGAACGCGCUGGCCAACUUCGAUGUGGACGCGGAGGAUAUAUUUCUCAGCACGAAUCUGUUCGAGGAAACGACCUCGGUAUUUGAGCAGAAUAUGGCCGAUCUGAGCGAGUACGAUACGAUCCUGCUCGAGAAUCCGAUGGUGAAGUUUGACGCUGGUGCUGCCAGCAUGCCAGACCUCGAGGGUACGAUAAUGAGGGCAAGGUCGCUAAUGAAUUCUGCCAGCGAAGCGAACAAGCGAUUCGACGUGAAGGUAGAGGAGGACGAAAAAGCUACGACCAGCACCUCGACCGCGACGCACGGCGAUACGAACGGGCUGGAGGCUUCCCGAUCGAACAAGACACGUGCCUACGAUGAAGAGGACGACGAUGAUGAUGAUAUGGAGGAUGAGCACGAUAAUAAGGCGGCCAUCCAGCGGCGCAUUAAGGACGAGAAAAACACGCAGCAAAAGCAUCUCGUGAGCACGGAUUUGGAUAACAGUGCUGAAGUGACGACGGUGAAAAAGGAACCCGCCAACGAUACGACAGCUGAAGGCGCUGCUACUGCUGCUGCUGCGGCUUCGUCACAGGAUCUUACACAGGAGGAAAUGGAUCUUAUAGAAGUCCUCUGGAAGCAGGACGUCGAUCUUGGCUUCACGCUCGCCAAUGCAGCCCUGUCUUCCGCUUCGGAAGGAACCAGCUCAUCGACCGCGGAGGGAGCAUCUGCUACCAACAUCAAAUGCGAUACUGAGGAUGAUUUGGAAAAGCUGAAGGUUUUGCUGGAGAUAAAAAAUGAUAAGAACGCCGAUUAUGAAAAGCAUCGCGAAGCUGCGGAUGAGAGCAGCUUGGUCGAUCCUUGGGCAGGACUAUCUUACACAAUCGACACGGAAACAGGUGAAUACGUUUUGAACAGCUCGGACAUAGAUAACAGCCUGCCACCCCCGUUGGCCGAUUUAUUCCUGGAGGAAGGCUUAACGCUACCGGACCUCGGCGACACAGUGGUGGACACAAUCCCCGAAGUAAAGUCGGAUGACAGCGAAAACCUUGAACAUCAAAACCAGGACCACGAAGAGCAAGAAAUCGCCGAGGUGAAGCGCAUCGAGCGGGAGCUGCAGCAAGUUUCGGUGGAUGAGAUUUGUCUAGGUGGCGCUUCCGGUUCGACGGACGCUGAUCAGAGCAAUUGCGACGAUACCGGAGAGAACCGCGACGCCGCAGCGAACGAUUCCGUAGCGGACACGACGACGUCCGACGAAGGCCUCGAAACAGCACCGGUGACCGAUGAUCUAGAGGACCUCCUUUGCGACAUGAUGAUACAAACGUCGUCCCACUUUCAACAUACGCGCCAGAACACACAAGGCUACGGCCAUGGCGCCAUGAGCAGCUUCCGGCAAACAACGACUGGGGGAUCUGGCUACCAUCACCAUCACCACCAUCAUCACCAUCAUCAUCAGUCCCGUGUACCGUUGAGCCGAGCAGUUUCGAUGGAACAGCGCUGGCAGGAUUUGGCCAAUCUGCUUAGUUUUCCACCCGGAAUGGGCGUAGGAAUGGGUGUCGCCGAUAUGCCACCGUCCCAUCCGUCGCAUGCGCACUACCCUUCACACUAUCCAUCUUACCAGCCGAGCGGAGCAAUCGCAGGUCCCCAGCAUGGCCAAUACCACCAUCCGUCGCAUGCCGCGGUGUUGCAGAAUGCGUCGCUGGCCGAUAUUUCACCGGCUCAACCCCACUACGGUGCAAACCUGGGGUCGGCCGUCGCCACCAGCAUGCAUCUCACCAACUCGACGUCCGAGACGGAUGCUGGCACGUCCGGGUACAAAAUGGAUCCUGAAAUGAUGUACUACUCGAACACGUCGUCGGAAAUGAACCAUACCGAUGGCUUUUUGAAUUCCAUUCUGAACGACGAAGAUUUGCAGCUGAUGGAUAUCGCCGUUAACGAAGGUAUGUACACCAUGCGAAUGCUGGAACACAAUGGAACGGCCGGAAACAAUGGUUCGGGCGGAAUGCUGGGAAUGUCGACCGGUGGCCCGAAUCUGGUGAACCAUGGUGCACAUCCGCAUCAUCCGCAUCUUUCGCUUAUGUCGUCGGCCAGCGGCAGUGGAGCCGUUGGCGGUAAUCUACAGAAUGCCAUGAAUGUCAGUGCACUAGUCAACGGUUCGUCCUCGUCGUCCGCAUCGUCCGGCGCAUCGUCGGCGGGUGUGACGGGUAGUGGCGGUGCCGGUCCACUGGCCGGAUCCGGCACUCCCGGCGAUCGGCUGGAUGCGUCCAGUGACAGUGCCGUCAGCUCGAUGGGAUCCGAGCGCGUUCCGUCGCUGUCGGACGGCGAGUGGGGCGACGGUGGCAGUGACAGCGCGCAGGAAUACCACAAUGGCAAGUAUGGGGGACCAUACGAUUACAGCUACAACCAAACGAACGCAGGUGGUCCACCGAGCCGGAUGGGUGAGCACGGUGCCCGCCAGGCACCGCCCGUAGCGCAGAAGAAACAUCACAUGUUUGCGAAGCGCUACUUCCAGGAGCAAAACACGACCAGCGUACCUUCGAUUCAUCCGUCGCCGAAUGGCAGCGCGGCGGGCGCGAACGCGGGCCCAGCUGCGGGGCUGGAUGGCAGUGCGGCUGGUGGUGCUGGUGGUGGUGGAGGCGGUGGCGGUGGUGGAGCUGCUGCGGGAGGCGUUUUGUUGCCGACGGCGAUCAAGUACGAGUAUGACUACAUGAACGUGGUAGGACCGGCGGCUACGAUCGGUGGCCCGCUUGACGGGGCAGCCGCAAAGCAGGAGGAUCACCAAACGCAUCUGCAACAGCAGCACCAUCACAAUGGCAGCCAUCACGAGUCGAGCGCAGCGGCCGCUGCAGCAGCCGCCGCACUCACCGACAUGAAGUAUCCGUACGGGAUCGAUUUCCCACGCAGCCACCAUGCGUCUGCGAUGGGCGGCCGCACACUGCAGCCGCAGGACAUGAUACACCACAACCACACGUACACGCUGCCGUUUGCCACACCGAACGGGGGCAAUGCGCACCAGGGCCCGAAACCACAGACGCGGGACAAAUCGCGUUCGCUGCACGGCCGGAAGGCGGAAGAGGAACAUCUGACGCGCGAUGAGAAGCGUGCCCGGGCGCUGCAAAUCCCCAUCCCGGUGCACGACAUCAUCAAUCUGCCGAUGGACGAGUUUAACGAGCGGCUGUCCAAGUACGACCUGAGCGAAACGCAGCUUUCCCUCAUCCGGGACAUCCGAAGGAGGGGUAAGAACAAGGUGGCGGCCCAAAACUGUCGCAAGCGCAAGCUCGACCAGAUCGUGUCGCUCGCGGACGAGGUGAAGGACAUGAAGAUGCGCAAGGAGCGGCUGAUGCGCGACCGGGAGAUGGUGCUCUCGGAGCACAAGAAGAUACGGGACAAGUUUUCCGUGCUCUAUCGGCACGUGUUUCAGAACCUCCGUGAUGCCGAUGGAAAUCCUUACUCGCAGGAACAUUACAGCCUGCAGCAGAGUGCGGACGGAGCGGUGGUGCUUGUGCCGCGCAAUGCCGAAAGACCGACCGGCGGUGCGAAUCAUCUAAACAGCGGCUCGAAUGGCACCACCGCCAGUGGGGUGCAUCCAUCGUUGCACCAUUCGCUUGCUGGUGCCCAACACGGUCACCAUCAUCAUCACGGCCAUCAUCAUCAUCAUCAUAUUUCGCUGCAUCAGCAUCUGCAAAAUCACGGUCUUAUGGGAGGUUCGUCCUCGAUGGUCGGUGGUGGUGGUGGAGUGACGAACGGUGGAGCCGGUUCACACGCAAUGAACGGAACCGGCAGCAGCAACAGCAACAACAACAACACCGGGGUCAACGGUAACAGCAGUAACGGUAGCAAUGGUGGUGGUAGUGGCAACGGUAGCGUCCCCGGCAGCAGUAUGAACGGUACAGCGGCCUCGACCACGGCCGUAGUGCAUCAGCGCUCGGCGAAGGAGUAGUGUUUCCUUCGAUUCCAUUGGGCCGACUGCUUGCUUCUGCCGCCAUAAGGGAACGAAGAUGAAAAGGGCGGAAUGUGGAAAACGCAUGCGUCUUUUUCUCUCUACUGGGUCGUGGAUUUCCUGCCAAAAAGGAAAUCGUGGAGACAUAACUGUGUCCUGCCCGCAAAGUCCAUUUACGUGCCGAACGACGUUGGUGGCUUGCCGGUAGCACCCGCCAACAGCUUACAGCACGCAAUGUCGUAUGUCCAAACAACACACACACACACACAUACGCUGUGCAGGACGCGUGGGUUGGUUGGUUGGGUGUGUGGUUCUUCUGUUUUAAAAGGAAAAAGGGCGGCAUUUAAUCGUUAAGCGGUGUUGGAGCAGCUUGUUGACGCGUUGGUAACUAUUGUGGAAGCACACACGUUACUUGCGUUACCUUCUGCGCUUCCGUGUGAUCAUCUUUAUUAUCGCGCUGGAAAGGCGAACCAGAUCCCCUGGUGGGAUACUUUUCAAAUUUCUCUUCUGUGUCUGUCACGUGAAAAAAACAGACACACACACACGCGACAUUUAUGGGGUAUCUUGUAAAUACUUUUUUAGUACAGAUGGUGCUAACGAUAGUGUGCUAAAAAUGCUGCUCUACAUCGGUGGUCCCGAGCUAGGUCCACUAAGGUCCUUGUUGUCCUUGUUCCCAGGUUGUUUGCUGUGUAUGUUUUGCGAUAGCAAAGCUAAAGAACGCAACGAAAAGCCGGUGGAAACAGCUUCUCACCAUCCUCCCCCCCUCCCCCCUAUCAGCCUAUUUAUCGUCGCGUUACUAAUGUUAUUAACAGCUAUCGCUAUUUAUGCUUGCCAGCUUGUGUACAUACAUUCCUUUCCGCACUGGCGUUCCGCCGUCUUUUCCUUCUUCAAAGUUCGUGUCGUUUGAGUUCAUCUUUUAAGUGCUUACAACAAAUCAGUUUUGCGAACUUUUGAUGAGAAAUUGUACCGCGGUCUGAUGCGGAACGGUACGCAAUAUUGUUCACUUGUCUCGUAAAACUGGACUGGAGGACUGAGACUGAGUGAAAUUUAUGGAAUGAAUCGAUAAACGAUACGACGAACCUAAGCAUGAGUAGGCAAAGCAGUUGGAAGCAAUCGUAAAGGUGAACUAGUAAGAAACAGCAGUGGCUAUACAUUACAUUUACAUUUUUUUUUAUGCAAUACAUUUGCCUAACAAGCUCAAAUCAAGCAUACGUGUGUGUGUGAGUGAGUGCCCAUUGUUGUAAAGACUGUUCCUAUUUUUUUUGCAAGGAGUUGAAAAGCUUCCUCGACACCAUCCUAGCGAUGUCCUGGCAUUUUUACCCAUAUAGCUUCCAACGAGAUCACCUUACGGCACAUCAUCAGCUGGGUCUGUCUGUUUACGCGCUAGCAACAUUACACACUGACAUACACAGGACGCUCACUAUACAGAACAUCACACACUACAACACUCAGGCACGACAAUCUUAAAGUUGAGCCAGUCGUCGAUGGCUCCGUAACUUCCCGUGCUGUAUCUCCUUUUAUGGCUGCUCAUGAGUGUAAACUCAGUCUUAAAAUGGAGCUCUGAAGUUCUGGAGUUCUCCCAACCGAGCCCAUGUCCAACAUCGCAACCUCUUCUAUUCUCUCGCUGGAGACUGCAGCCUGUACAAGUACGACAAUAAAUCUGCCCUUCCAAAACCCGUACUUCAGUAUAAGCAGUCAGUCGAUCCAGCAUUGGGGUCUGUUGGCUUAUUUGGCUUAGGUAUCAGGACCAGUUUCAGCUUUCCUGACGUUAGAGGACCUUGGAAAACUUCAGGGUAGACCUGCAUGGCCUCCCCUCUUGCUUCACUCAGAACGUCGUGUGGACCAAGCGCCUUACCAGGCUUGACCAAUACACGGGCAGCUUUGGGUUACUCAUCGCCUGCUGGAAAGCUUGAUCGCGCUCCGGGUUUGAAGAGCCUUAAGCUCACUGACACUGAACAACUGCGGUACUCUGGUGUCAGACUCACAGGACACUCACUUAAUACGAAGUUGCUAUCGCGCGGACUGCAUAGGACCCCUUGGCGGCUCGUUCCCCGUUUCACUUCACCCCUUUCGUCUGUUGUCGUCUGUUGUCGUGUCGUCUGUACGAACUGCAAACUCUGAUACAGCUUACUAAUGAUCGGCACCUGGAGCACCGAGUGCGCAGAACGCGGGUUCCUUCAGUCCCUUCAGAGCGGGCGCUCCUGCACCAUCAAGCGCGGUUAUGACAUAUUGCCACUGAUGCCACUUUGCUGCGACUACUACCACCACCACCACCACUACUACUACUACUACUACUACUGCUGUUUAUUGAUGCUGUGGCUGAAUCGUACCGAACAGAUGUGAUGGAUAAAAGUCUUGUUUUUUUUAUAUUAUUAUUAUUAUUAUUACUAGUGUUAGCUUUAAAACAUUGUGUACAUAUAAAUAUACAUUAACACGUAGGGUGCAGUAAGUGAACAUAAAACUUAGCUUUCCAUACCUGUAGUAAGAUAAUUGGGCAUGCGAAUGGCAGAAUCAAGCCAAACUGUGCAAGGGUGAAACAAAGCAACAACAAAGCUAAGCUGGAAAACAAUAUGCAAUAUCGGAAGAAAUUGUAAAAAAUAAAACGACAAAAAAACACACACAGCAGAUGCAAAUAGUAGCUACAAAGGAGCAUAGUGCAUAUAAGUGGCGAUUUACAGAAAAUGGCAGAGGGGUUAUUACUUUAGCGUAGAGCAUUAAUGAGUAAGAGAAUGUAAGGAGUAGCGGUUGGUGUGGAGGGAGCGCAGUGCAGGGCAGCAUAUAUGUAUAUGUAUAAAAAGGGGAUAUCGCACGUAUCGCCGACGAUUGUGUGUCGGGGCGCAGGGCAGUGCUUUUGGUUCAGUUAAGCGCAGGAAGCGGUUUCACCUUAGGCGGCGUGGGAUUAGCACUAGUGGAGGAAUAGCAUUUUUGUUUUGUUUUGUAAACUAUUUAUUUCGUCGGCGAUCGGCCCAGCGAUCAUCAUCAGACAGCAGCAGGGUGCGCUUGUAUGUAUGUGCACAAUGUUUGUGUGAAGCAUGGUCUAGCUCAAUACAACGAGUGGAACGCGUUCAAAGUGUCCCCAGCCAACGUAAGCCUAGAAAUGUUUGGGAGUUCGGGGCAACUGCAGCUGAGCUCGGCUGGCUGGAUGGGAUGCCACCCCAGCAUUGUAGGAGCAGCGCGGGAGUUUUGUUUUGUUUUUUUGUAUCUUAUUGUUUCAUAUUAGGCUUUGGUUGUUCUUGUAAGCAUUGGAUUGUGGUAAAACAAACAAAACAUACAAACUAUCGAUAGUAAGUGCGAAGAAAUCAAAUUAUCCUUCUUUGUUGUGUACAUAAGCGCAAACUGAUAAUAAAACAAACACACAAAACUCAA
Molecule: messenger RNA, 9391 nt
Organism: Anopheles stephensi (Asian malaria mosquito)
Lineage: Eukaryota; Metazoa; Arthropoda; Insecta; Diptera; Culicidae
Gene: cnc
Product: segmentation protein cap'n'collar
Exons: 10
Coding region: 1676-6025 (1449 amino acids)
Biological process (GO): regulation of transcription by RNA polymerase II
Cellular component (GO): nucleus
Molecular function (GO): RNA polymerase II cis-regulatory region sequence-specific DNA binding; DNA-binding transcription factor activity, RNA polymerase II-specific
Source: RefSeq, a predicted model, not a curated record